This is a messenger RNA of Megalops cyprinoides (Indo-Pacific tarpon), 1446 nucleotides long. RefSeq names its product transcription factor Sp6-like. The record is from RefSeq and is a predicted model, not a curated record. Lineage: Eukaryota; Metazoa; Chordata; Actinopteri; Elopiformes; Megalopidae. The transcript has 3 exons. Gene Ontology annotation, molecular function: DNA-binding transcription factor activity, RNA polymerase II-specific; RNA polymerase II cis-regulatory region sequence-specific DNA binding. The coding region runs from base 499 to 1395 and encodes 298 amino acids. Gene Ontology annotation, biological process: regulation of transcription by RNA polymerase II.
CCUUCGUAGAGGGAACUUUGGGAUUUCCGAGGAUACUUUCCUUUUCUCAAACAAGAGAGGCAACCUCAAUUUAGUUGUAUUUCCCUUAAAUAGUAUUUAAUUUGAAUUCUUCAAGUGCUGCUUCUUUUCUCCCACGUUAUUCUUGAAUAAAGGCAUUUUUCUUCUGGACGCUAGAAAACACGGCAAGCGAAGCUGGAUUGAGGGUCAUCAUGUUGAUGCUGUCCAGUCGUGCUACCAAUCCUAGACUUGUGAUUGCUGGGGUACCAAAUCAGCUCUUCCUCUCUGUCGGCCAUAAAAACAUCUACAAGCCACUGAGAUCACAGAUGAAACCCAUACUUCAUUCACUCUGAUCAUAUCCAUCAACUUCAUUACCUGCCAGUCGACAGCCAUGUGCUGAUUCAAAUAACUGUGUCAAUAAUAGCUUCUCAGCACACCUUUGACCUUUUCCAGUUUCCUGCUGCUGCUGUCCACACAGUGUGCUCUAUACACAUUGGUCCUAUGGCCCACCCUUAUGAGCCAUGGUUUCGGCCAGCCCCCCCUGGGGGCAGCAGUGAAGACAUGAACAUGCCAUCCUGGUGGGACCUUCAUGCAGGUACAGGGAGCUGGAUGGACCUACAAGGAGGUGCAGGGGGACUGCAGGCCAUGGGGCAGGGGGGUGCAAUGGGGCUGCAGUCUGCUCUGGGACCUUACACCUCAGAGUCCCAACUGUGCAGCCCACCCCCAUCCCAAAUGGCCCAAGCGUCACACCCUGUGCAGCUCUUCCCACAGGACGGCUACAAGAUGGACCCAGUGGGACCAGAGCUGCAGCAGCCACUCUCUGCAGAGGAAUCCCUGGAUAGCCCUGCUGCCACUCGACCAAAGGCACAACGUCGCUCCACGUCCAGGGGCUCAGGCCAGGCUGUUUGCCGAUGCCCCAACUGUGUAGAUGCAGAGCGGCUGGGGCAUUGUGCUGAAGGCAGCAAAAAGAAACACCUGCACAACUGCCAUAUUCCUGGCUGUGGCAAAGCCUAUGCCAAGACUUCCCACUUAAAGGCCCACCUUCGUUGGCAUAGUGGUGACCGACCCUUUGUUUGCAACUGGCUGUUCUGUGGCAAGCGCUUCACCCGCUCUGAUGAGUUGCAGCGCCACCUGCAAACACAUACUGGGUCAAAAAAGUUCAACUGCUCUACGUGCAACAGAGUCUUUAUGCGUAGUGACCACCUGGCAAAACACAUGCGUACCCAUGAGACAGUUCGGGGAGAGGAGGAGGAAAGGGAAGGUGGAGCAGGCAGGGUAGGGAAGUACUAUGACACCCCCCAGGCCCUGCCUCCCAACACUGCUGCUCCCAGCACCAUCGAGGCCCCCAUCAAGCCCAAAUGUGAGCCAGAGCCUACACUGAGUGGGCAGCCCAACUGAGGGCAUCCAUUCUGCAGUAUGUCCCAAAACAGAAAUACAGAUUACUGCAGG